AUGCGUAUUAUAAAACUCGAAAGGCAUUGUCUGUAUCGGUUAUUUCAAGACGAUUGUCACCAAGUUGUGUGGUUAUAUUUUAAAACGACAUGUGAUGUCAAACCUGAUCUAACGUCAGCAGAAAUAAUUAGUUAUGAACAAAAAGAACAUCUUCGAUAUGGUUAUCGGCAACAACAACAACAAUUACAAUCAAAAUCCAAUUUAGUUGCUCAUAAUACAGACAAUUACACACAGACAAUGCAAGAACAACCCACAUCUCUCAGUCUUGAUUCAUUUGAAAUUGAAUUACGUCAAACUCCACAAUCAAUCAUAAUUCGCAGUCGUCCAUGUUCAGAUUAUUCACCACAAGAUGAUCAACUGUAUAAUAAACAUUUGUAUUCGACAGUUUCACAUGAAACCAUUAAACCUUAUAUAGUUCUCGUUUAUAAAGAUGUUCAAAAAUAUAUUGAUCUCUAUUUUCCCGUGUUACAUGUUCGAUUACCAAUGUAUAAUUACUCGAUUAAAAUGAUCAAUAAUUUAUCAUCAACGCUAGCUCAAAAUGGUAUCAAAUUAGUUUAUGGAAAUAUAAAAAUAGAAUAUUUUAGUCCCACCUAUGUAUCACCCUAUGAACAUAUUUAG
This is a messenger RNA of Didymodactylos carnosus, 618 nucleotides long. NCBI's taxonomy places the organism in Eukaryota, Metazoa, Rotifera, Eurotatoria, Philodinida, Philodinidae. The record is from the annotation of a GenBank genome assembly.